UAAUGCGACAUUACGCGGAAAAGUCAUGUUGUAAUACACAAUGUAUUACACAGGCCAGCGCAAACUUAUGAUAUUUAUGUGAUAUAUAUUCACAAACACCCCUUUAUAUGCAUUUACCAACAGUUAUUGAUAGGUUAACGAAGAAUUCGCCGACGUUGUAGUAAACUCUUCAUAGUUCAGUCAGUUGUUAUGGUUAACAAUCUGGGUUUUUACCAUAGACUGUGGUUUUUACUGGGUCAUCGGGUUCAAAUAUGGACCCAAAACACAAAAAACUGCUCCGAUCUCAGCGGCUUUUUCUGGCCGAGGAGCUUUUAGUGGACGACAUGAUCAUACAGUAUUUAUACCAGGAGGAGAUCUUAACGGAGCGUCAUUUAGAGGAGAUUCAGUCUGAGUCGUCAAAUAGAAAAAAAACGCUAAAGCUGCUGGAUAUUCUGCCCACGCGGGGUUCGCGCGCCUUCCAUCACUUUAUUCAGUCAUUAGAGAAAGAUUUCCCCUGGAUCAAAGACAAAUUACUGCGACUGUGUGCUGAAGACACCGAGUCUCCUCCUCCGUCCUUCACAGUUCAGUGUGGUGUUCCUGACCACAUCCUUCCGACUGUUCCAACCACGCAGCAUCUGAACCGCUUGGCCGCUCGUCUCAGUUCAGAGUGGAAGUCUGUGCUGCUGGACCUGGGCCUGUCCUCUGCGGAUCUGUACCGGUGCUGCGCCGAGCACCCCCUUGCGGUUCAGAGUCAGGUGCUCGCUGGGCUGGUGAUGUGGACGCAGAGGAAUGGAAGAGAAGCCACAGUGCGGCAUCUGCUCCAGAGCCUGCAGGCCGCAGACAUCCCGCCAUCUGUCCUCCAACAGGUGUUUGUGUGACAUAACAAGUCGUGUUUUUCUGGACUUCAUUCUGCUCUUGAGCUGUAGAAAACACAUGACAGACAGCGAAGGAAGAGAAACAGACAGUGUCCUUGCGUGACUUUUUGUAUUUUGUUACAGGAAUGUACUGAAACUCCAUUAUACAUCUAAUAUGGCUAGAAAAAUUAUGAAA
Molecule: messenger RNA, 1029 nt
Organism: Sinocyclocheilus grahami
Lineage: Eukaryota; Metazoa; Chordata; Actinopteri; Cypriniformes; Cyprinidae
Product: death domain-containing protein CRADD-like
Exons: 2
Coding region: 252-857 (201 amino acids)
Biological process (GO): regulation of apoptotic process; signal transduction
Molecular function (GO): death domain binding; protease binding
Source: RefSeq, a predicted model, not a curated record